Alternaria incomplexa is the source of this 1422-nucleotide messenger RNA. RefSeq lists its product as uncharacterized. The transcript has 2 exons. The coding region runs from base 1 to 1422 and encodes 473 amino acids. The record is from RefSeq and is a predicted model, not a curated record. Gene Ontology annotation, molecular function: oxidoreductase activity. Lineage: Eukaryota; Fungi; Ascomycota; Dothideomycetes; Pleosporales; Pleosporaceae. Gene Ontology annotation, cellular component: cytoplasm.
AUGAAGCACGAACGCGCCACGCUUCCGACACCUACAUCGUCAGACUCUUUCUGGCACAGCGAGCCGAAUGAGUUUCUACUGGGUCACUGUACGACAGAGGAAUUGCCCGCCGAGGCUGACAUCGUUAUCGUGGGAUCUGGUAUAACCGGCGCAAGUGCUGCGAGAUAUCUUUCGGAAGACGAAAGGGCUGCUGGCAAGAGCGUUGUCCUGCUCGAGGCCCGAGAGGCAUGCUGGGGCGCUACAGGAAGGAACGGUGGUCACUGCCAACCUCUCCUCUUCGACCGAAGCAGCGACGUCGCUGAAUUCGAACUCAAGAACGUCGCCGCAGUCAAGUCCUACAUCCAAGAUAAUGGCGUCCCUUGCGAGUGGCGAGACGUUACCGGCUGCCGCACAUUCUGGACUGAAGGAGCGAUGAAGGAGGCUGAGAAGGAGAUCGAGCAUCUCCGGGAGAUCGCUCCCGAGAUCGCACGCCACGUCACCAUUAUCAAGGACAAGGAGGAGCUGAAGAAGCAUCGCGUCUCGCCCGACUGUGUCGGAGCGACGCUGAGUGAAGGAGCUGCGAGUUUAUGGCCAUACAAGCUAGUCACAUUUGUUCUCAAGAAGCUCAUCAAGACUGGCCGGCUCAACCUACAGACUAAGACUCCCGUCACUGAGAUUACCUCAUCAGAUGGUACGCACACCCUCCACACACCCCGCGGUACCAUUAGCAGCAAGACCGUCAUCCUCGCAACGAACGGUUACACAUCAGCCAUCUUACCUCACUUCGCCGAUCUCAUUGUGCCCUGUCGUGGGGAGAUGUCAGCCCUUUUCCCACCUGAAGGAUCGACCCUUCUCCCCGACUCGUACGGCAUGGUUGGAGCUCUAGGUCAACCGGAGAACAACGACGACUAUCUCAUCCAGCGCCCAUUCGAGGGCGUUCCAAAUCCCAGUGGUCACUUGAUGUUUGGUGGCGGCCGCGGAGCUGGAAACUUCCCAAGCAUAGGCAUCUCGGAUGACAGCGUGAUUGACGAAGGCUCCGCUGCAUAUCUCCGCGGUGCGCUGUUGAAGGUCUUGAAUUUGGGAGGGCAAACCGAGGGCUUACAUGAGCUUAAGGCUGCGGCACAGUGGACUGGCAUCAUGGGAUAUUCUCGUGACGACCACCCAUGGGUGGGCAAGGUGCCCGAUAGAGACGGCUUAUGGCUGGCCGGCGGAUACACAGGACACGGUAUGCCAAAUGGUACAUUAUGCGGCAAAGCAGUUGUCGACAUGGUACUGGGCGAAAGCGACGGCAAGGACCUGACCGCCGUGCACGAGGAGAUGGUUCAGAAGGGAGACAUCCCCAAGAGCUACAUCAUGACAAAGGAGAGAAUUGACCGGGCAAGGCAGAUGCUUACGGUACAGCAACAAGAUGCGCAGGGCGUACACAUGAAUGGCGUUGUAUAG